Messenger RNA from Saccostrea echinata, 4918 nucleotides. RefSeq lists its product as uncharacterized. The transcript has 13 exons. Gene Ontology annotation, biological process: regulation of cell cycle; negative regulation of apoptotic process. The record is from RefSeq and is a predicted model, not a curated record. The coding region runs from base 134 to 3787 and encodes 1217 amino acids. Gene Ontology annotation, molecular function: cysteine-type endopeptidase inhibitor activity involved in apoptotic process. Gene Ontology annotation, cellular component: spindle microtubule; nucleus; cytoplasm. Lineage: Eukaryota; Metazoa; Mollusca; Bivalvia; Ostreida; Ostreidae.
AAGUGCUCAUCUAAGUUUUCAAAAAUUUAAUGUUACAUCAAAAUACAGAGUGCAGCACUCGAAGAGACCUCCUAAGACGUUUGGAAACUCCAGCCAGAGAAAAGAUAAAGUGUACAGAUUUAGGCUUCAAAAAAUGAAGAAUUUCGAAUAUCUAAUCUGUAAAUGGAGGAAUUUCAACAUCUUAACUAUAUCAGUUAUCUUGGAUGACAUUAACCUGGCAGCGGAUGUCUCUAAUAGUUCAUUGUUAUACAGAUAUAACAAAAGGUGUAUGGAACGUUCUACCUCGAAGUUUUAUAAAACUGAUAAACAAUCUGAUUUACAACACACUUUGUUUGUACCAAAAAAGUAUUCUGGCAUAGCGAUUGGGAAAAGAUUGCCAAGGAAACAGAAUAUAAAGGAACGGGAUUUCUUGUUUUCAGUAUUCUUUUCAAAGAAUAGCACAACAUUUGCCAGCUAUGAUAAAAUGGUAUUUGAAAACAGAACAAGAACGAGAAAUUGCACUACUAUUCGUCCGAAUUUUAACUACAGUGGCGUUUCCUUGAAAGAGAAUGCGUCUUUAUCCUCAAAUAGUACAAGUAGUAUAUUCAUGUUCGAUGGAAAAUCAGAGGAUUACUUCAUACACAUUUUGAUGAAUGUUCUUUUCAUUUUAUUACUGAAGUGUAAAUAUAAACGUCUAACAUUUACAUCUUCAUUGGAUGAUGCAAAAGUAGAUCAUCAUCUUCAGUCUUUUUGCCAGUCAACAAAGUCCUCAUCACAGUGUGUAACAGGAACAUUGGAAGAAUUUGAUAAUAUAAGUAUUGGAUACCUUGAUCACACAGUCCAUGUGAAGAUUUUAGUAGAAGUUGUAUUUGAGGCAAUAAUCCUUGGCUAUUUUUGGAGAUUGCAUUUCAUUACCUGUUUUAGCAAUACAUUGAAAAGGAGUAGAGUUGGAUUAAAAUUGUUAAGUAAACAUAAUUUCAAAAUUCAAAUAAUGUCUUUAACAAUGCAUAUACAUAUACAGUAUAACUCUCCGACAAACGCAAAAAGCGAAUUACCUGUCCAAAAAUCAAACCUAUCAAACAUCAUCCAAGAUUGUAGAGAAGCAUAUGACGACGUUUGCAAAGAAAGAAAUACCUGUCAUUCUGACGAUAAUAUCUCGGAUGAUAGUUUAUUUUCAACCUUUUAUCCUUCGUUAUCGUUAUCUGAGACAGAAGAAGGCAAUGAAGGAGAUUGCAGUUUGAAAUUGGAAACUGCUUACUGCGUCGAUGCACAGACUAUGAAAUAUGUUAAAGAUUUAAGUAGAAAAAUUUCAGACAAUGUAAACAUGAGUAAAAAUAAUAUUUUGUAUGAUUAUGAUAAUUGUAAGAUACCGAAGAAUAAUACUGAAUUUUCCUCCGUAAUGUCUUCUGAGAACUGUGACACUGAACACACCUUUGUUAAACAUAAACAAAAUCUAACAAAUGAAGAUCGAGAAGACAAUGAAACAUCAUUAAAAACCAUUGGGAGUGAUUCUUCUGUUGAUGAAUAUUCGGAUUCCUCCUUGUCCGGAAACAUUAAUGAUUUAAAUGAUCUCAAUAUUUCCCCAAGAGAUGGGUCAAAAAUUGAAGCAAGUGUCAACAAUAAGGCAUUAUCAUUUGGUAAACCUUGCAGCAAAGAAAUGAAAAGAACCAUAGAUUGUGUGCUAAAUUCUACUGAAAUGAGUAACACCAAAAAAGUCUGUGAAAUUGGCCAUAUGUAUAAAUCUGAGUGUCCAUAUUUUGACUUUGGGGAUUGUGGCAGUUCGUUGGAUACAUUGUCUUUUUAUGAUUCAAAUAAAAUGGAAAGCAAAGGAAAUGAUUCGGUCGUGUUAUCCAGUUUACGGUCACUUCCAACAUCAAGCGGAUUCGAAAAUAUUGAAUGUUAUCACUGUUGUAGUGAUAUCAAACAAAACAAUUAUGAACAACUUAAUACCCCAGUUGAAGAAACGUUUGCUUUUUCUACUGCAAUUAAUAUUGUAACAAGUUCUUCAAAGUACAAAGAAUUGCACUGGAGUCCUAACACCACAAGCAGCAAUCGUACCUAUAUUGCGCAGGGUGUUCGAAAAUUCUUGAAAAAAUAUAGAAGUAGACAAAGAAGAAGACUGUUAAGGAGAAUAACACAAUGUACAUCAAGAGUGGAAAAUAUUAAAACAGAUAAAAUUAUUUGUAACCCAUUAUUUACAAAGGAUACGUAUUCAAAUACCACGGAUCAGAGAGAGGCCAGUCAGCCCGAGCCCGAAAUCGCUCCAGUCCGUUACCCCCAAAACCAUACAGCUGGAAUUCAGACUGAUGUAUACCAGUUAUUGGAUUAUGAGAGUAGUUUAGGUACACUGUCGUCGAUUUUUAACGAUAUUUCAAUACAGAGCUUAAAUGAAAAUGACGGAUAUCAAUAUGAGUGGAUUCGAUUAGCAUCUUUUACGAAUUUUUCAUCUGAAACUGUACAUGCUACAAGACUGGCCAGAAGUGGGUGGUACAGCACGGGAAAUGGGGAUCAAACGACAUGUUUUAGCUGUCACAGAGUUCAUGAAAACUGGACCCGUAGUGAUGAUCCAAAUGGAAAUACGCUUCAUGAUCCAGAUUGCAGUUUCAUGCUACGAAUAUCAAACAACAGGCCAAUACCACGGGAGUCUACAGUUCACCGAGAUCUCAGCAGUGAAUCGUUGGUCACCCAAAACAGCACUCAGGAAUAUACUCAAAGAACAAAUCAACAGAUAAAUUCAGGAAAUUCGGGAAACACCACAAUUUUACCGUCAAAUUUAUCGUCGCAAAUUUCUUUGCCGUUUGAAAAUGGACUUAACGGGAAUAGUUCAGAAAGACCCUCCUUCAUACAGAGACCUGUAGCAGAAGCAACGUCAUCAGAAAGAACGAGAGAAACACAACUGGAAGCCUUAAUGAGAGACCCCAUGGGGAUCAAUUUUGACCGCCCUAAGUACCCGUCCUACGCCAUUCUAGCUGUCAGGAUUAGCUCCUUCACUGAUUGGCCGGCAGCUAUGACACAAACUCCACGUGAUAUGGCUUUGGCCGGUUUCUUCUUCGCUGGAUACGGGGACUACACACGCUGUUUUUUCUGUGGUGGAGGCUUGAGGAAUUGGGAGGCAGGAGAUGACCCAUGGGUUGAGCAUGCUCGAUGGUUUAGUAAAUGUGCAUUUGUGAGACAAAAUAGAGGACAGCAGUUUAUUGACCUAGUUCUAAGAAGAGCGGCUGAGAUAGAACAACAGCAAACGGAAAACCAAUGUGAAGAGGCAACCGAAAACAAAAAAGCAAAGGAAGCGAAGAUAAUGAACUCAGCUGCUGUACGCAGUAUUAAAGACAUGGGAUACGGUGAAGACAAAAUAAAAGAAGCAAUAGACACGAUUAAAAGCCGUCUUCCAAAAGGAAAACAUAAAGUGUCUGCACAUGAAAUUCUUGAAGUUUUGUUUGAACUGGCAGAUACGAGCAGCAUAAGGGUAACACAACAUUCUGAACCAACUGUACAACAUACAGAACCUACUGUAAGGAGUCAGAGCUUUGAACACCAGUCUUCAACAAAUCUCAUGGCCAAUACCAGUGCAGAAGAAGGUGCAACAUCCGCUGUUAACAACUUAACACUGAAUGAUCUGGAAUCAUUGCAGCGUGAGAACACAAGUCUUAAGGACCAGAUUAUCUGUAAGAUAUGUAUGGAGAAGAACGUGUCCAUAGCUUUCCUGCCGUGCGGUCACUUAGCCUGCUGUGCGGACUGUGCGCCUGCCAUGAGGAAGUGUCCCAUCUGUAGGGAGUUUGUCAGGGGCACUGUCAAAACCUAUCUUGUGUGAAUAUUCCAAAUAGAUACAAGACAUUAAAAAUGCAUCCUAAAUUUUGUUUUAAGGAAGAGCCAUACUCCUGUUAUUUUCUGUGGGAAAUUUUCCAACUUUGAUCUUUAUUUAACUAACUCACAUAAAACAUAUUUAUGGGAGAGGGAAAAAGCCAUUGCCAACGUAUUCUCUUUUUUAUAGCAUAGCCUUUUAGGUCAAGGAUGCAGUCCAAACAUGCUGUGGCAAAAUGUGUUUCAGAUAAAUUAAUACUGUGAAAUCACUAAUUUUCGUUAUUUUCGAGGUAUAAAGAGAACCAUGAAUUUAUUUCGACCUCAAUAUGUAAAAGUUCAUAUUUAUAUAACUACCCAGCAAUUGCUUGUGCACGAAAUCAAAUCCCUAAAAACCCAUAUUUUUCCUUAAACCUCUAAAAUUUGACUCCAUGAAAAUUACGCGAUUUUACAAUAUUACGCUGUAUAGAAAAGAACGAAAAGAAAGACACAUAUAAUGAAUGAAUGACAUUAACACUCCAUUCAUAUGUCGACUCGAUAAAUCCCAGUGAACUUGUAAUAAAAUAUACCACACAGUCUGACAAAUCUGCUUCAUAUGAGGAUAUUUUAAUAGAAAAAGAUGUUAAUGGUAAACAAACAACAAAACCUAAUGAAAAACGUGAUGACUUCAACUUUAAUUUCGAUCUUCAACCUCCCUUACUUAUGUAGCAAUACACCCUUAGCACCUGGAUAUGGGGUUUAUACCUGAGAGAUUAUUUGAUGCACAAGACCAUGUUCUACGUAUGAACAAUUUCUAAAACGGGGCAACUUAUCGACAAACAAGUUGAUGAAACAAGGAUAUCAACAGUCCCUUUGAAGUAACCAAUUCCCAAGUUCUUUGGUCGAUACAAUGCAAUAAUGUCUGCAUAAAUAAAAUCAGACUGACGUUUCCCAUACUUAUUGUUGGGUCAUUAUUUAAACACUGAAUUGUCAAUUGAUCUUCCUGUUUGCCAGAUCAUGACAAGGAGCACACAGCGGAUGUGACCGGCCGACAGGGGAUGCAACUCCUCCAUUGCACCUGAUUCCUCCUCCGAUAAUUUUAGAGGCAUGUGUUUGCUCUGCUUCAAAUUUGUACAUGUAUUGUUUGAAUAGACUUUUGAAUUUG